This is a messenger RNA of Amoebophrya sp. A25, 3170 nucleotides long. The record is from the annotation of a GenBank genome assembly. Lineage: Eukaryota; Dinophyceae; Syndiniales; Amoebophryaceae.
AGCAGUGCCUCCCCGUGUUAAUUCUUGAAAGGCACGGACAAAAAAGAUGUCUUGUGCCGGAUUUUUCAACACUGCUGUUUUUCAAUGCUGCCGUUUCUUACUGCUCUAAAGAAAAUUGCUUGUCGUCGUUGCUAUCGUUAAAGCAUUUCUGGUCCAGAAAGUAGUGUCAGAAGUGUUUGUAACAACUGUUUUCACAGGAGAGGAGACGACUUAAAAACUUAGAGGUCUUCUUGUAGCUGAUUUAUUUUUACCUAAUCUAGUCAUCAACUAUAAUCUAGUCCACAAACAAAGCAACACUGAAACAAAACUUUCGUCAUAACUGUCCACGAUCUCAUUCGAACAACACCAAGAGAGGAAAAAAUGUUCGAACAUAUUCACGCACUUGUUGCGCCUCACGAUCUUGUCGGAUUGUGGAACCCGAGCCACGACGAUAUACUAUCCCAGCUCCAUUCAGUCCCGAUGCCUUCACUGUAUACGCCGCCACCUGGUUUCACAUUGCCUGCGCAUUAAGGCUGAUAGGCUACUACUACCAACCGAAUGCAGGAGCCUUCUCAAGAUGGUCAAGUUUGUGCCUCUUCUACUCUAAUCCGGCGUUCUGUUAGGUCACUAGUAACCGAAUGAAGGAGUUUGAGUUUCAUCAACAUGUUUGCAACUUAGAUGCACCUACUUUGAUCACGGUAAUAGAUUUUCUGGUGUUUGGAAGAUAGAAAUCUUUGUUUUCUUGCAAGUGAUUUCUAAUCUGAAUGGUUUCACAACCUGCUGCAUGCUCCGCGUGGUGAUGAAGACGCUAUCCAUGCAGCGCUGAAGCAAGGGCUAGCAUUUAGCAAAGUGCCUGGAGGCGAUGAUCACUUUCAUCAUACUACAACCAACGCGCCACCGGAGGUCGGCGCACCACGUCAGGAGAUGAAUAUAACUACGCAAGAACAAGAAUCAGGGAUGAGCAAUAUGAGUACUGCAGCACAACUUGCGGAUGGCGGACAUGCACAGGCAAGCCUUACGAGUACUCCUGACGCUCUUGCGCAUCCAAAAAUCGCCACCUCAUUUGAGAGUCCGCGUCCCGAUCCACCAGAACCAGGUGAAUUAUGAAAAGAUAAUCCUUGAGAGUCCGCGUCCCGAUCCACCAGAACCAGGUAAAGCCGGACCAUUCUUUAAGGACCAAGGUGGUCGCACUCUAACUUGGCUGAACGUCGAGGGAACGCCAUUGCAGGAGUGCGUUCGUGCGCCUGGCCAGGGUGGUACAGGAUACCUGAGGAACAACUUCUGCAACAGUACACCGCAGGACCCGGGUCAUCACGAAAUCUGCGCUACAAUCACAAAAGAUUUUUUUACGACAUAGUCUGUCUCUGCGCUACAAUUAAGAUGAUUACAAAAAAACUUAGUUUCAAUUUGCUCGGGGAAAAAAACUGUUGUGGAACUUAAUUAGAUAGACGGAUUAUAGAAUCACACCAAUGUGGAGCGGUCGUGCUAGGUCGAGAUGUUGAUUGCCUGGACCUUAUCAUGUUUCCUCCUAACCCUAAACCCUCUCUUCCUCCUCUUCCUCCCUCUUUCCUCCUCUUCCUCCCUCUUUCCUCCUCUUCCUCCCUCUUUCCUCCUCUUCCUCCCUCUCUCCUCCUCGUCUGCAUUUGUUCAUACUUUGGAGUGAAACCGGGCAGCAAGGCGAAGAAGAGGGCAACUGGUGUAUUUGUGUGCACAAGCUAGCGGAAUGGCUGAGUGGAGUUAUGAUGGCAGAUUAUCUUUUCAACUUGCAUUUCAAUUCCUCGAAUACUAGUAGCACAAGGUGGAUGUAGAAGGUGUUGCGCUUCUUCAUUCAUGGAUCAAACCAGAGGUAGUAAGAGAAAUGUGCCGCACAAAAAGAAAGGUCUUGUACUAGAAAAAAGUUCUUCUAGUUUAAUGCUGUACGAGAAGGGUAUUGCGCUCCUCUAAUACCCGUAGUGGCAAAACCGGUGUAAAGCAUAUUGUCUGUAAUGCUACGGCACGCGAAGCUCUUGUGGAUCCGCAAGUGAAAGAAUAUCUCGAAGACCAGGGUUGCAACGUGACGAAGAGUUCCGUCGGCUUAGCGGGUAGCACUUUCUUGAUGGGUAGCAGUUUGUGGGGAGACCGUGCGCUGUUGAGAACUACCUCCGGUGGUGUCGAAAUACAGCCGGGUCAUGGCUACUUCGAAGGUGCCGGACAAAAAGUUGCGGAACAAGAGCUGCUUCAGGAGAAAGCAGAGUCGUGUCUGGAUGAAAAGCAAGAAAAAGACCGGGAAGAGGAAGAAGCCCGGCAUGGAAAUGCUGCCACUGAAGUGAGCGAUUUCUUCUAAGAAAAACGUCUGCUGUUUUCACCUGCGAGGCGGUCUAAAUGUCGAGCCUCGCGGAGAAGUGGACAAGAGCCUGCACUUCAUGUUUUUAAGGACACAAACCUGAACUCCCGUGGGACCCGAAGCAAUUACAGGCAUCAGAUCAUUCAGCUUAUGCUGAUGUGGCUCCUGGCUACAGCGUGAGAGACGGCUCCUGGCUAGUUGGGCCUGAGUUCAUGGUGCGAAAGAAGGCAAUGAGAGGAGAGCUCCACAAUGGCAGCUCCUUCCGCGGAGGAAAACGUCUCACGGAAAUCGUGUCGCUACGCAAAGUUGGCGCUACGUAGUAAACGCCUCGAUACCGAAACUGGGUGAACAAAUGAAUAACCUCGAUUGAUGACGACCCUGAAGCUGCGCGUGAUCAUCUAAAUAUGCCAGAGCUGCCGCUAGUCUCAGGAGUGACUUUGAUGAAUCACUCAAAGUACGACACUUCAUCUACUUCAUUGACCUGUCAUCUCCGGGAGGGGUGUUACUCAAGAUGAAACCACAUGAAAAAGCUGAGAAAUAUAUCUAUCAGUAAGAAUUUUUUUUCCUCACGAUAAAACUAUGGCAGAUGAGAAGAUCACGUUUCCUUCAGGGGUCUGUGCUCGUCUUCGUCCGUAGCCGUCCGUAGUCACUCUGUGUCAAGCGCAGGGUUGAUGAACUAAGCCUCAAGGAUUGGCUCAGCAUAUUCUGGUUCUGAUUUUGAUGCUUGUCUGCCAGUGGUUGGUACAAUCUGUCUUGGGUGGGUCUAUCAGCUGAGUGAUUUGUCGAAAAGCAAGAUGGUUCCGCUGAAAAAGAUCACUUUUGAUACGGAAAAGUACGAAUAUUCAGGUAGUCCGAAAGGCUUAGACUG